Messenger RNA from Thrips palmi, 724 nucleotides. Its product is annotated as ejaculatory bulb-specific protein 3-like. The record is from RefSeq and is a predicted model, not a curated record. The coding region runs from base 138 to 548 and encodes 136 amino acids. Lineage: Eukaryota; Metazoa; Arthropoda; Insecta; Thysanoptera; Thripidae. The transcript is spliced from 2 exons.
AGACGGAGCGAGCAGGGGCAGCAGUGCCUACAGUGCAGCGCCGGCGGGGAAGCCUCAGCUAUAUAUGCCCUGGCCGUCGGGCGACCAGUUAGUCAUCUCCUCGGUGUGCUGUUCAGUGCUCUCAUCAGUGUCGUGCCAUGUGUUCCCUCAAGGUGUGCGUCCUGCUGGUGGCGGCGCUGGCCGCGGCGACGGCUCAGGAGGCCAAGCCCACCUACAGCACGCGCUACGACAACAUCGACCUGGAGGAGAUCCUGCGCUCCGAGAGGCUGCUCAAAAACUACUUCAACUGCCUCAUGGAGACCGGACCCUGCACGCCGGACGGGCUCGAGCUGAGAAAAAUUCUGCCGGAUGCUCUGAAGAACAAGUGCAACGCCUGCACUCCAAAGCAACAGGCUGGAACCGAGCGGGUCAUUCGGUUCCUCAUCGAAAUGCACCCUCAAGAGUUCCUGAAGCUGGAAAAGAAAUACGAUCCUUCUGGAGUGUACAGAGUGGAGUAUCAAGCUGAAGCCGAGAAGCGAGGCAUUCAUCUUCCUGCGCCACUUCCUUGAUAAUUAUUUGAACAACAAGAAACAAAAGACUUGACUUGGAAAAAUAAUUUUUUAAUAAAGCAUUUUUUUGACAGAAAAGAAAUUAUAUUGUCAGUGACUCCACCUUUCACGUAAUUUCUCUUUCAAAGAAACAACUAAUGGGUUUAAAUGAGGCCUAUCAUACAGGUUCAAAUUUU